Molecule: messenger RNA, 1437 nt
Organism: Daucus carota subsp. sativus
Lineage: Eukaryota; Viridiplantae; Streptophyta; Magnoliopsida; Apiales; Apiaceae
Exons: 2
Coding region: 1-1437 (478 amino acids)
Source: RefSeq, a predicted model, not a curated record
AUGAAAGAAUUUGAAUCUCAACUUUCUAUAAAUCAAGAAAUAGAAGUUGAUGAAAGGUAUGCAAUUGAGCUGGAAGAGGAGUUGAAAGUUGAACUUCUUCAAAAUAAAAAUAGGAUUGCUCCUGAGAAUCCUCCAAAGAAGAAGACAGCCAAAUCUAGAUCAAAGAUGCCUGAGGCUGCUAAGAGAAGAGAAGAAGAGCCUGAAAAGCAUGUUCAAUCAUCAAAGCCUUCUUCUCCAAUCAAAGAAACCACAGUUAUGCAUCCAGAUGUCAACUUCCAUGAUGAGCCAAUCUUACCUAAGGAGGAGCCAAUUGAUCUUGACAAUAUUCUUGUUCCUGCCUUCCUUAUUCAAGAAACUUCAAAACCUAAGAAGAAAAGGAAGUCAGUAGAAAAGAAAAUGGCUAAUCUUCCAAAACCUCCUAAGGAACCUGAAAAUGCAGAUGACUAUCUUGUCAUAGCAAAUAUAGAAGAAAUUUCUGAGUUGGAGCUGGAUUUGAAUGAUCUUCAAGAAGUGAGAGGAAUAGAGCUAACUUCUAAGCUUCUUGAAAGAUUGAUUUUCUCAUAUAAAAGCCAAGGUGAUAUCACCUGGCCUCUUCACAGGGUUCUGAGUUCUGAAGGAUUCAGUUCUCUCACAAAGAUUUAUGAUGCCAUGAAGAGAACAGGAGGAUUUACACCACCAGCCAAACAAAUGGUGUUAAAGAGAAUUCUUGAAAUCAGGAAAGAAUGGAACUCGGAUGCUAGUCUACAAAGAAGGCUGAAAAUCCCCUACAUUGGAAAGAAAAUUCACCAUGAGCCAACUCCAAUUAUGGAGUUCAGGGACAGUCAAGGUGUUAUGAGAUUUUUCAGACCUAAAGAUCAACUCAAAAUUGCUAGCCUGAACACUCGAAAGACUCUUCAAUCCAAGCUCAACAGACAAGAUAGUGAUGAAGAAUGGUAUGCAAUUGAGCUGGAAGAGGAGUUGGAAGCUGAACUUCUUCAAAAUAAAAAUAGGAUUGCUCCUGAGAAUCCUCCAAAGAAGAAGAGAGUCAAAUCUAGAUCAAAGAUGCCUGAGGCUGCUAAGAGAAGAGAAGAAGAGCCUGAAAAGCAUGUUCAAUCAUCAAAGCCUUCUUCUCCAAUCAAAGAAACCACAGUUAUGCAUCCAGAUGUCAACUUCCAUGAUGAGCCAAUCUUACCUAAGGAGGAGCCAAUUGAUCUUGACAAUAUUCCUGUUCCUGCCUUCCUUAUUCAAGAAACUUCAAAACCUAAGAAGAAAGGGAAGUCAGUAGAAAAGAAAAUGGCUAAUCUUCCAAAACCUCCUAAGGAACCUGAAAAUGCAGAUGACUAUCUUGUCAUAGCAUAUAUAGAAGAAAUUUCUGAGUUGGAGCUGGAUUUGAAUGUUCUUCAAGAAGUGAGAGGAAUAGAGCCAACUUCCAAGCUUCCUGAAAGAUUGAUUUUCUAA